AUGAAUAUUCAAUAUACUAGUCCUGAAAUAGUUUAUAAACAAGUAUAUCGUGGCCAUCCUGGUCUAGAGAAUAAUAGUUAUAGUAAUAAUAAUAGUAAUAGUAAUAAUAAUAAUAGUGGAAUUGAAAAUAAUGCCACUGAACCUCACUCUAAGCAAGCACCUGAAUCAAUACAAAUAUCGUUUCCUACUACAGAAGUCAUCGGACAUGGCUCCUUUGGUGUCGUUUUCACUACAACAAUACGGGAAACAAACGAAUCUGUCGCAAUUAAAAAAGUUUUACAGGAUAAAAGAUUCAAAAAUAGAGAAUUGGAAAUUAUGCAACAAUUAAUACACCCAAAUAUAAUCGAUCUAAAAUAUUUUUUCUAUGAAAAGGAUGACCAAGGUGAAGUCUAUUUGAAUUUGAUACUGGACUAUAUGCCACAAUCGUUAUACCAGAGAUUAAGACAUUUUGUUCAUCAAAAGACUCUAAUGCCUAGACUAGAGAUCAAAUUUUACAUGUAUCAAUUAUUUAAAUCGUUGAAUUAUUUACAUAACUAUGCAAAAGUUUGUCAUAGAGACAUUAAACCACAGAAUUUACUGGUUAACCCGCAAAAUUGGUGCUUGAAAUUAUGUGAUUUCGGUAGUGCUAAAAAAUUGUCUCCAAAGGAACCCAACGUGUCUUACAUCUGUUCUAGAUAUUAUAGAGCACCAGAAUUAAUAUUUGGCGCCACAAAUUAUACUAACCAGAUUGAUCUGUGGUCGAGUGGAUGUGUAAUGGCGGAACUAUUACUGGGUCAACCAAUGUUUCCUGGCGAGAGUGGGAUCGAUCAAUUAGUAGAAAUUAUCAAGAUACUGGGCACACCAACAAAACAAGAAAUAUGUUCAAUGAAUCCAAAUUAUGCAGAACAUAAGUUCCCACAGAUUAAAGCUAUCCCCUUGUAUAAAGUAUUUAAAAAAGAAGAUGAAUAUACCAUCGAUUUGCUAGCAAAUAUCCUGAAAUACAACCCUAACGAAAGAUUUGAUCCGUUACAAUGUCUUUGUGCCCCAUAUUUUGACGAAUUGAGAUUCACUGAUGGUGGUACUAAGAUUAACGAAAUGAUAAGUGAAUUGAAACUUUUAGAUUUUAAUAGCAUUACAGAGUUGGGAUAUUUAAAUGAGGAAGAAUUGAUUGUGGCUAAACAAAAGUUGACUCCAAGACAAAUGGCUGGAAAAGAAUAA
Messenger RNA from Arxiozyma heterogenica, 1197 nucleotides. It is a transcript of the gene MRK1, whose product is annotated as putative serine/threonine protein kinase MRK1. The transcript has a single exon. NCBI's taxonomy places the organism in Eukaryota, Fungi, Ascomycota, Saccharomycetes, Saccharomycetales, Saccharomycetaceae. Gene Ontology annotation, biological process: signal transduction; protein phosphorylation. Gene Ontology annotation, cellular component: cytoplasm. Bases 1 to 1197 code for a protein of 398 amino acids. Gene Ontology annotation, molecular function: protein serine/threonine/tyrosine kinase activity; ATP binding; protein serine/threonine kinase activity. The record is from RefSeq and is a predicted model, not a curated record.